AUGCCUUUCCUAUACGGCAACCACGUUCUCAAAGCGCACCUUGGUCGUAUAACCGAAGAUACACCUGAACAUCAAGGUGUCGUAGUCUUCAGCAUGAAUGAUAUUCCAUUAGACAUCUGUACGCAAUGGCUGGCCUUGUCGGACGCAGAUCUCACUCAGGACACCAUAGAACAGCUACUGAAGCCUGUUACGGAUGACCUCUGGGUGGCAGCUGCAUGCGUGGAUCGCAUUCUCGAGGACGCGACAGUCCAACGGUCCAUCGUCGAGUUAGGGAUAGACCGCACGGAGUCGGCCCUCACGCGUUGUCGUGAUGUCUACGCCGACACUACACAUGAAGCGGAAGACGACGAUGCUGCAGAGCAGAGGAAUGGCGACGCUCGCCAGUCGGAGGCGCAGGGAUGGUCUGCUUCACUACUCUCGCAUUUCCGUGCGCAAUCAGCAGAUGCUCAGCUAUGCCGAAUACGCUCAGUGCUUCUCGACCGCCUCGAUAGGUUGAACACAUACGUCGCGGUAUGCAAGGAAGCAUCAAUCCAGCCUGACGCGGACGAUCUGGUAGACGACGAGUGGGAGGAUGAUCCCUGGGCGGAGGGAUCUGGGGAACCCUCUACAUCCACGUCCGCUACUUCUCGCGAACCCCUCAUCCCCCUAUCCACCUUCCUGACCACCGACCUGCUACACGCGGCAUGCCUUCUAGCAUCCUUGGAACAAUUCACUGCGUUGCGUAUUCUCAUGGAGCGGCAUGGCACCCGUCUGUGUCCCUACCGCUUCUUGAUACUCGAUAGCGUCCCCGAACAUGCACUCGCGGUAGACUUCAGGGACAUACUACCCGUGUAUGACCCCGCGGAAGACCGGGAGAAGACUCUCGAAACCAAUCCUUGGAGGGUGGAGCCCGACUUCUCUGAGCUCCCAGAGCCAUUACCGUCCUCUGAGUUGGUAAAAUGGUACCAAGUCCGGAUUGACCUCAUUGUAUCCUCCACCGGGAUGAUCGACGCUGCAUUUUCUCUGGUGCAACAUGCAGCAUCGCAAGGUCUUCCCGGUCUCGACGAAAUGGGAGAGGAGCUCAGUCUACUCUCUCGCCUUGUCUACGACACCCACCCACCACCUCAGGGCGCAGAUGAUGACUGGACGUUGGCUCGUUGGAAAGCAAUGGAUCCCUCAGAAAUCGUUCGCGCAUACUUGGCAUAUUCUACCUCGGAGACAAUCGCGCAGGACAUAAGCAGACUUGUCAUGCCAUAUUUGUUCGUUCUCGAGUCGCGUGCAGAGCGUGCAGGGCGUCCGGACCCUACACUCCCGAAGCGCCUGCUCUAUGAGUAUAUCCUAAAUGCUCCUCUAGAACUUGUCGCCACCAUCUUUGAGGCUUCAAAACCAACUCUUCCUCCAGCUCAGCGACUCAUACGGGACGAUGAAGACAUGGCCCGUUUGGCCCUCGCAUGCCUGUAUGGUAGCGACAGCUUGAACGAGUGGCCAAUUAUGAGCCGCGUCUUUGAAUGUCUCCCUGCGUGGGACACUGCCGAGGACGACGAAGACGCCGACGAAGCGGAUACCACGAUCGCAUCACUGGGCACCUUCGUGGCACCCUCUACCAGCCGUCCGCGAUGCACAUCCGCUGAUCUUAUGCUAUUCUUCCAUCCGCUACCUUCUUCGUCUUUAUCGCGUGCUCUAGAUGUCCUGGACGUGCAUCUGGAAUCCGGUGAGAUACUCGCAAGGUGGAGUGUUCCGGCUCCGUUGCGGUGGUUCCUGCAGAGCAAUCGUAACAUAGCGGAGCAACGUUCCUGGGCGAAUAGGAUGGCAAGACGUGCUGGUGGGUCGCAAGAUAGGCUUGACACACAAGAAGAUUGGGAAUGGCUAUUGGAAGAUAUGCUGAAGCUCUCCGACGAGGGCGACAGUGGCUCGUGGAGCGCCUUCUGUCUUUUGUCAAAAGACGACAUCAUUCGUAUAUUCUUCAGCGGCCUCUUGAGCACAGGCAAGUUCGACAUCGCCAAGAACUUGCUGCAAUCGCACAACAUACAUCUGUCAUUGGAUCCUCGGGUCAUCGAAGAUAUAUGCCUUACAUGUUCGCAAGAAUUCUAUGACAACGCAACUUCGGGCAACUAUCAUUUCGGCGACAUGAAACUGGCUUAUGACUGCCUCGACAUUCCUCCGCCCUCAGAGCGUAUCAUCAAGGAGAAAGAGUUCAUCGAGGCAACGUCUCGGCUGUGCUCGUUCAACCUGAUGUCGCGUCCUGGCAUGCCGAUCACACCCCUGGAAAUCCGGCUAACCAAGGAUCGCCUGACCCUUGUGUCUCGCGUUCUGUCCAGUAACAACGAUGCAUACAAGCACGCGCAAGUCAUCCUCGACCUUGUUAACAAGCUUGGUUUCCGGGAGGACGUCGUUGCCAGGGUGAAGACACUCGCGAUGCUCGCCGAGACGGCGCUACAAGCAGAAGAUUUCGCCCGCGCGUAUGAGACAUGCGAGAAUAUGAUUGACACCGUUCACGAGCUGAGAUCACCAACUCAAGCCGCGACAGACCCCGCGGUAGAGGAAGCCAGCGAAGUAUGCUGGGUAGCGUGUUUCUCACUCGGACGACAUCCAGAGUUCGACGAUGUCCAGAAGAAGCUCAUCUUGCAAGGCCGCGCCCUCGAACUCUGCCCUCCAGAGAAACUCGUGGACAUCCUGGCAAUAUGGCACCGGAUCGAGGAGGAAGACGUGCAAGAACGGCGAGAACGUCUCGCAUCUACGGGCCACGGCCCCCGCGCGUCGCAAACCCAGCGUGCGGGCUCCUCAAAAGACCCUGUUGCCUCGCUCGCAGCCCGUCUACAACAUUUGCGCAUGCCAGAUAUUACGAACUCACCGCUGGUCAACCACGCCCCUGACGCGGCAGCAUUCGCCAACAAGGCAUUCAGCCAUGUCGCCGCCAACUUUCCUUUUUCUGUAGGUACCCGUGGGCGGUCACUGGCAGAUGAUCAUGACCCAUGGGGGAGCAGAGAGACGAGCAGAAGUAGGGUGGAUGGUGUGGAUGUCUCUGCUCAGGCAUCAAAGGUUUUACAGGCGGGCAUCGGCUGGCUACUCGGUGCAGAUGAUGACUGAUCGACGAGUCCUCGAAGUUGCUACUGUAUGUUUGCAUGUAGUACGGAUGGACCUAUGGACGCACCUAUAGCAUGUCUUGUUUUCCAUGUA
Molecule: messenger RNA, 3156 nt
Organism: Postia placenta MAD-698-R-SB12
Lineage: Eukaryota; Fungi; Basidiomycota; Agaricomycetes; Polyporales; Adustoporiaceae
Exons: 5
Coding region: 1-3066 (1021 amino acids)
Biological process (GO): retrograde vesicle-mediated transport, Golgi to endoplasmic reticulum
Cellular component (GO): Dsl1/NZR complex; endoplasmic reticulum membrane
Molecular function (GO): RNA binding; SNARE binding
Source: RefSeq, a predicted model, not a curated record